Messenger RNA from Drosophila albomicans, 1029 nucleotides. RefSeq lists its product as uncharacterized. NCBI's taxonomy places the organism in Eukaryota, Metazoa, Arthropoda, Insecta, Diptera, Drosophilidae. The transcript has 4 exons. The record is from RefSeq and is a predicted model, not a curated record. The coding region runs from base 173 to 691 and encodes 172 amino acids.
AAGCAGCUGCGCAAAAUAUUUGGCAAUCAAUUGAAAUUGGGAGCACAAAGUGAUGUCAGAAAAAUUCGAGCGAAAGCUGGUAACCAGUUUAUAAUUUUAUAAAUUAGCAGUUUUAUACAUAUUGGCAUCGUAUACUUCGAAUUAGUUUGAAUCACAAAGGCAAACAGUGAAAAUGUUGCACACAUUAGAAAAAGUGUUUUGCCUAAGCCUUCGAACCUUCGGUUUAGUUAUUGGAUGGUUAGGUGCGGCUGGAUCCUCUCUUAUGAUAAUUUUGUCGGCCUGUGCUUUAGGAUAUUCUAACGAAAUCGCAGAUUACAUGCUGCGGUCGGCGAAAGUUCCUAUUGAUGCGAAUAACCAUGCUGAUGCCAAUUCAGAUGUUGUCUUGCUUGGAACCAUUUACUUAGUUUCUUCCCUCAUUGGUGUCUUGGUUUCAUUUUUGCUCAUCUUCGGCAUACUGAAGAAUCGCUAUCUGGCAAUUUUGCCCUGGUUGAUCGUUAAUGGCACAGGCUUGGUGCUGAACGUUUUAUACUUAAUAGGCGCAUUCUAUGCCAUGUUUGUAGGUCCACCCGAGAAUAUUAUAAGGUUCUUCGUACCAUUAGCAUAUUUCGCUCUUUCCUACUACAUAUCCAGUGGGAUAUGCUCUCUGUUCAAACAAAUGAGUAAGAGUAGCCGACACCAACCUCUGGAGUAGCACUAGUGCAACAAAAAGCUAUCUUUGGUAAAACCUGAGUUUGGGAAGAAUCAUCUUCAGAGCCAACAUCAGCUAGAAUGGAUACCAUGUUUAUUUUUGUUUUUUUUUUUUUUAAAGCGAGAAUGAUUUAAAAACUUAUUACAGCUUAGAUACAACCUCAACAAAAUAUAUACAUAAAUUAUUUCUUUUCAGACAUUUUGUAACUCUCACUGCCGAGUGUCAUUUUAACAAGGUGAUCGUCUGUAGUGUUUUCAAAAUUUUUUGGUAUAUUUUUAUGCUUACUUUAAAUAAUCUAUUAUUCCUUAUUCAUGAAAUAAAUAAAGAUAACAUGGUAUUUU